Synchiropus splendidus (mandarinfish) is the source of this 4733-nucleotide messenger RNA. RefSeq names its product MAPK activated protein kinase 5 (gene mapkapk5). The record is from RefSeq and is a predicted model, not a curated record. Gene Ontology annotation, cellular component: cytoplasm; nucleus. NCBI's taxonomy places the organism in Eukaryota, Metazoa, Chordata, Actinopteri, Syngnathiformes, Callionymidae. Gene Ontology annotation, molecular function: calcium-dependent protein serine/threonine kinase activity; calmodulin binding; calcium/calmodulin-dependent protein kinase activity. The coding region runs from base 806 to 2215 and encodes 469 amino acids. Gene Ontology annotation, biological process: protein autophosphorylation; Ras protein signal transduction; negative regulation of TOR signaling. The transcript has 14 exons.
UGUCCGGUAGAGGCAGAGAAGAAGAACAAGCACCGGAUUAGCAAAUACUGUAGGUAAAAAUAUUUCCAAUGACAUUUUUUUUUAAAUCGAAGCGCGAAGCAACGGCGCCAAAAAUGAACUUUUCGGUACCAAUUGAAGUUUCCCUGGUUUUUGUGUGGUGAACUUCACUUUCCUUCAUCGUGACGCGACAAGCUUGACGACAUAAUAGGCUGUUACGGUUCGGCAUCGUAGCGCACGAUGUGACACUGUGGACCCGGCUUACAUCCAGGUGGUUGUUCUUUAAUCGAUCUGGGUCGAUUCGCACCUCGGGUCACCGCUACUGUGGAUUUCGCCACCUGUCUGACCACGGAAUGGAGUGCCGUCGGCUAGCUAGCGAGCUAACGUCGUCUUCACUUUAGCUCUCAGUGCUAAAAAUACACCUCUUGUCUUACGCCUCCAAAGCUGGUGGGCUAGACCACAUUAGGGUCUUGGUCUGUGAUUUCUUGCCGUCUUGCUGGGGUUCUGGCUCUCUACAUGGUCACCCCCGUGCUUUUACGACGACUGGAAGAGCGAGUCGAACCCCGAGGCUGCGAGCCGAGUUGGCCUGGCGCAAACGCCGAGUCGCCCCGGGAGACUGGUUUCUGGGCUCCUAGUGAGAGAAACCUGCUGGUGUUGACUCAAUGGCCUUGUCCGCUCAUUCGGGGUAAUAUAACAAAGCGUUGAUCCAGUCCAGGGUAGGCAGACCGAAACUUUUGGAAGGUCAGUGGGAAGGAAUCGUCUUGUUUAUACUGUCAACUGGGAGAGACGAACAUCUGUCUGGAUCAACAUGUCCGAGGAUAACAACGCAGACAAGUUCAUCAAGGAAACAUCCAUCCUUGACGAAUACAACAUCAACUGGACCCAGAAACUUGGAGCUGGAAUCAGUGGACCCGUCAGAGUCUGUGUGAAGAAAUCGACUCAGGAACGCCUCGCCCUGAAGAUCCUCAUUGAUCGCCCCAAGGCCAGGAAUGAGGUUCGACUCCACAUGAUGUGUGCCAACCAUCCUAACAUAGUCCAGAUCCUUGAGGUGUAUGCCAACAGUGUCCAAUUCCCACACGAGUCCAGUCCUAGAGCGAGGCUUCUAAUAGUCAUGGAGAUGAUGGAGGGUGGUGAACUUUUCCACAGAAUCAGUCAGCACAGGCACUUUACCGAGAAGAUGGCCAGCCAAGUCACAAAGCAGAUCAGUCAAGCUUUGGAGCACUGUCACUCCCUAAAUAUUGCACAUCGUGACCUGAAGCCAGAGAACCUGCUCUUCAAGGAUAACUCUCUGGAUGCUCCUGUGAAGCUGUGUGACUUCGGCUUUGCCAAGAUUGAUCAAGGGGACUUGAUGACUCCUCAGUUCACUCCCUAUUACGUAGCACCUCAGGUACUUGAGGCUCAAAGACGGCACCAGAAGGAAAAAUCUGGAAUUAUACCUACCUCACCCACUCCAUAUACCUACAACAAGAGCUGUGAUCUCUGGUCUCUUGGCGUGAUCAUCUACGUGAUGCUGUGCGGCUAUCCCCCGUUCUACUCCAAACACCACAGUCGAACCAUCCCCAAAGACAUGAGGAAGAAGAUCAUGACGGGCAGUUUCGACUUUCCCGAAGACGAAUGGAGUCAGAUUUCUGAAAUGGCUAAAGACAUUGUGCGCAAGCUCUUGAAGGUGAAGCCUGAGGAAAGACUGACCAUUGAGGGAGUCCUGGCUCACCCGUGGCUCAACAGCACCGAGGCCCUGGAUAACGUCUUGCCCUCCGCUCAAAUGAUGAUGGACAAGGCGGUGGUCGCAGGAAUCCAGCAGGCACAUGCAGAGCAGUUGGCCAACAUGCGGAUCCAGGAUCUGAAUGUCAGCCUGAAGCCCCUCAACUCCGUCAACAACCCGAUCCUCAGGAAACGGAAACUUCUCGGCCCAAAGCCAAACGACGGUUUCUUCAUUCACGACCCAGAAAACGGUGGCGAAGACUCUAAUGUAGCACUGGAAAAACUGCGAGACGUCAUUGCACAGUGUAUCCUGCCACAAGCCGGCGAGAAUGAGGACGAGAAGCUGAACACCGUGAUGCACGAAGCCUGGAGGUUCAACAGGGACUGCAAACUGCUGCGUGAUGGUCUGCAGGGACUCAGCUGGGACGGACGCGCCUUUUCCGACAAAGUGGACCGCCUGAAGUUGGCCGAGAUCGUCAAACAGGCCAUCGAAGAGAAGACCAAUCUCAUUAGUUAGACACCUUUCUAACUUCUUUUUAUAUCCUUUACUACAACUCUUUUUAACCUGUAAAGAGGCUUUUCUACGUCGCGUUUUUGUUAUUCCGCAGUUUAGCCGAGACCUGUUGUACAACUGUAGAUAUCUUCCGAACAAGGACUCAUUGAUACCUUUUUUUUUCUUGAGAAAAACGUGGGAAAACCUAUAUUUUCAUUUUUGCAAAAAAACAAAAAUGUAGAGGGAAAAUGUUUCUUCCAGGUGGGAGUUUUUAUUCGUCGCCUGUUUUAUCCCAAUCAUUUCCUUUUUAUUGUAUUUUCAUUUAUCUGAGAAAUUUAUUUAUUUAAACAGAUUAUUUUAUACCGUUUUGUUGCCUGUCCGCUGAAGGCUCUAAAUUAACAAAAAAAAAGUUCUUCCAAUCUACUAUGUUUUUUAUUUGUGUGACCUGAAUUAAUUCUGUCAGAAGAGCUCUUCUUGAUCCAACAGCUGCUCACAUGGAUGCAGUUUUGUGUUUUAUUUACAGUAAAGUGACUGCUGUGCUUCUCAACUGUCGCUUUAAAAACAAACUACCGGUAGUUUUGAUACAUUUUAAAUAAGUUGUUAAUAAUUUAGCUAAGGCACAAGUCAGUCAGGAUGGGUUUCUAAAGUGGGCUACCAAGCCUGCACGCGUCUGUGUGCACACAUCAUCAGCAGUAUUAGCCCUGGCUGCUGCUUCCUUGUGGGUGAGCUUGGCAUCUCUGCUCUUUAAAUUAUGACUGAAUUCCAACGUUUGCUUCACCUCCUGGAGCCGACAUCUGCUUGUCAGUUGCCUGCCUGCAGUACGCCACUUUGCUUUGCUGAGUUGAGAGACCUCUAGUCCUGUUGAGCACCAUGGCUUCAGACAUCCGUUCCAAGGAGCCCAUAUCGAUAACAAGAGCUGCAUCCUUGGCAAAAAUGAGUCAGUCCUGUGUUGACUUCACUUGAGACAACACCAUCUUUUAGCUUCCCUUGUCAUAUCAUAUUACAGUGUUUUAGAGAUUUGGUCUGAGAGUCCAAACAUCUCUGGACUACAGAGACGCAGGUGAAUCUGACCCAGGAUACCUAGAUCAGGAAUGUAGUGGACACUUUCUAAAAAAACCCAAAUGUACAGUGGAACUCCUUCACUGUCCUACGCAGUAUUCAUGUUCUUGAGGUGUGGUAGUUUGAAAACCAAUAGAUCCAUGGGACUAUUUGUCCUGCAGUGAUCUUUGUUUUCCAACCGUGAAGCUAUGUUGCCUAUUCCCACACCAGUAGCCUCCCCUUUCAUUGGUUCCCUUAGCAUCGUCCUCUUAGCAAGGCUUCUCACUACUUGCCCUUUCUUAGUCGCCAUCUUCUACUUGCAAAGACGCCCACGUGCAGUGACAGACCCGACCCAUCCAACCAUUACUCUGAAGAGCAGCAUGUGGCUCAAGGGUGCAGACAGAAGUUGGAAGAUACACCCAGUGCUUCAACAUGUCUACACUCAUUCUAUCAGCAAGCUUGUCUCUUUAUCAGGCCACCUAAGUGUCCUGGAGUGGGCAGAGCGAUGGGUCCGAUCCAAGUGCCCAGCACCAUCCUCAGCUCUGUUCUACCAGUAAUCUGAUUGGCUCUCUCCUGAAGGUGUUGACCUCACAAUAAGUGCUUUUCCUCUCACCUUUGCAGCUUCGCCUUUUGGACAAAUAUCUUCCUACUUUGAGUCCAAACUACUGUUUUCCUCUGACGCAAAAAAAUGUAAUUCCAAGUGUCAGGGUCACCACCAUCAGCGCAGUCUUGUUUCUGAAGACUUUGUUUUGAAGUGCUCUGUCAGCACAGCAGCGUACUGUAGUAGCAGGUUUGAAGCUCACUGGGGGACUGUGAGCCACUAAAGAUGCUGUCAUCAUCCACACGCUCACAAAAAGAGGUGGAGCUUAUUUGGAGAGACUUCAGUAACAGAAGUGAUGGACUAUAAAGCAAUGUUAGGGGGAAAAAGAAAAGCGAGGUAAAAAGACAGUAUUCCAAUGUUUGUAUGCAAAAGGUGACAAGUUCCUAUGUUUCAUGUCUCGUGGUGAAUUUUCAACUCAUUUAAUUAUGAUCAUUUGUCGUGAGAUGAUCCAAAAAUGAGCUUCUUCAAAGUCAUAUGUGCCUUUGCAAAAGACAAAGUUGUUUUUGUGACAUUAACAAUUUCAUGUUUUUGAAGCAGCCCUCCCAACAGGAUUGCAUGUUUUGGCUCUCUGAAAUCAUUGAAAUGACUUUCUGUGCUUCAAUAGUUACUUAAUUGUUCUGGACUCAGCAAACGGGAGUUCUGAUUUUCUCCUCCACCAAAUGAAGAAUAGACCACACAACAAUGUGGGUCUCGUGUGUAGCAAAGUGUUUCCUAUUCCCGCGGCGUGAAUGGAGCAGAAUAAGAAGGACACACAUGUCAUUCCUGUAAAUGUUGCAGUCAGAACGAAGCAGUUCUCUGGUUUGGCUGUGAUGUAGCAUGUACUUGAAAAUCCCUUUUGAGAACAUAUUUUGCCUUCUCUGCCUCUGGAAUGUCAUCAACAUGCUGAAUUUGAUAAUAAACAAU